GAUCUCUCUUAAUUACAUUUUCACCAUUUUUCUUUAUAAAAGCUCCCUCCUGCACCCAUCUCUCAAACAGGUAUAUAUGAAUCAGGUGCUUUUUAAGUAAUCAAACAAAAUGGCUCAUCGAUCUUGCUUGUCUGCCUUCCUGCUGCUUCUUCUUGCAUUGGAAUUCGUUACGGUUAUGGGGGUUACUCUUCCUCAGUGCAGAGGGAUUGUGGCUAGCGAUGUAGACCGAGUUCAAUUCGCCCUCAACUUGGAAUUCUUCGAAGCAGAAUUUUUUCUGUUUGGUGCACUUGGUAAGGGGGUGGAUGAUUUCGAACCUUCUUUUGCCCAAGGCGGUCCUCCUCCAGUGGGUGCAAGGAUAGCCAAUCUUGAUCCAACCAUCCGUUCAAUUAUCGAGGAAUUUGGUUAUCAGGAAAUUGGACAUCUCAGGUCCAUCAUAAGAACCGUAGGAGGAAUUCCGAGACCUCUACUGAAUUUAACCGUUCAGGCUUUCACCGAAGUAGUUAACCUAGCAACGAAUACCACAUUAUCUCCUCCAUUCGAUCCGUACGCCAACUCUCUCAACUUUCUCUUGGCAUCGUACGUUAUCCCUUAUGUGGGACUUGUAGGUUAUGUUGGCACUAUUCCUAACCUUGUCAGCAGCAACAAUCGAGCCCUGGUUGCUUCUUUGUUGGGAGUGGAGGCUGGACAAGACGCAGUUAUACGAGCAUUACUGUACCAGAGGGCUAAUGAGAUAGUCAUACCAUAUGGAUUGACCGUAGCAAAUUUCACUAACCACAUUUCAGAACUUCGGAACCGGCUUGCCAUGUGCGGGGUAAAGGAUGAAGGUUUAAUAGUACCAUUGCAACUGGGAGCAGAGAAUCGAACUACCAGUAACAUCCUAUCGGCGGAUGCUAAUUCCCUUUCGUAUUCACGGACACCAACGGAAAUUUUGAGGAUACUAUACGGAAGCGGCAACGAGAGUAGGCCUGGUGGAUUUCUUCCUAAUGGUGGAUCUGGGCGAAUUGCCAUGACAUUCCUUCCCUGAAUAUAUAUAUAUAUAUAUAUAUAUAUAUCAUAGAAAAGCUUGGGAGAAAAUAAUACUGCUUGAUCAGUAAUAUUAUCAAAGACUUAUAAUUAGGAUGGUUUAAUUAUAAAAUAAUACGCAUUUGAGAUUAUAUAAUUAUAGACGAUGUGAAAAUCUCGAGUGGAUUUAUAUAU
Messenger RNA from Durio zibethinus, 1197 nucleotides. Its product is annotated as ferritin-like catalase Nec2. NCBI's taxonomy places the organism in Eukaryota, Viridiplantae, Streptophyta, Magnoliopsida, Malvales, Malvaceae. The record is from RefSeq and is a predicted model, not a curated record.